GCUUAGCUGUCGCUGUGGCGCGUGCUGCUCUCGGUCGAGGCGUGGGCUGGGCGGCCGCGGCCUCUGGGCUGGGAUGAACCGCGCUCCCGGUGGAAGCAGGGCAGCCGAGCCGGAGCCAUGUGGGAAUCCCAACGAGCAGUGGUUUAAAGGAUCAUCGUGCAGGAUAUUUUCACCUUGUUUCCCCCAUCGAGGCCAGCACAGUGGUAGCGGUUGGGCUGACCAUUGCUGCCGCCGGAUUUGCAGGCCGUUAUGUUUUGCGAGCCAUGAAGCAUGUGGAACCUCAAGUAAAACAGGUUUUUCAGAGUCUGCCAAAAUCUGCCUUCAGUGGUGGUUAUUACAGAGGUGGAUUCGAACCCAAAAUGACAAAACGAGAAGCAGCAUUGAUACUGGGUGUAAGCCCUACUGCCAAUAAAGGAAAAAUAAGAGAUGCUCAUCGACGAAUCAUGCUCUUAAAUCACCCAGACAAGGGAGGAUCUCCUUAUAUAGCAGCCAAAAUCAAUGAAGCUAAAGACUUACUAGAAGGUCAAGCUAAAAAAUGAAGUAAAUGUAUCAUGAAUUUUAAAGUACAUAUUAGUUUACGUAUAUGAACGGGUCUGACUUUUUAUAAUAAAAUGGCUCUAAGCUUUGAUUUUUAAAAAUGAUAUAGCACAAGCUAAAUCAAAGCCUUGGUAUAAUUUUUUUGUUUAAAUUUGAGAAUUUUAUAUCAGAUUAUGCACUAGCUUAGAAUAUUUCGAGAUUGUGAUUUAUAGAUAAUGUAUGCCACCUGAACAGAAAUAUACUCUUUUAGCAAAUAA
Trichechus manatus latirostris (Florida manatee) is the source of this 794-nucleotide messenger RNA. RefSeq names its product DnaJ heat shock protein family (Hsp40) member C19 (gene DNAJC19). The record is from RefSeq and is a predicted model, not a curated record. Lineage: Eukaryota; Metazoa; Chordata; Mammalia; Sirenia; Trichechidae. Gene Ontology annotation, cellular component: PAM complex, Tim23 associated import motor. Gene Ontology annotation, molecular function: ATPase activator activity. The transcript is spliced from 7 exons. Gene Ontology annotation, biological process: protein import into mitochondrial matrix. The coding region runs from base 264 to 539 and encodes 91 amino acids.